Molecule: messenger RNA, 4444 nt
Organism: Hibiscus syriacus
Lineage: Eukaryota; Viridiplantae; Streptophyta; Magnoliopsida; Malvales; Malvaceae
Product: disease resistance protein Pik-2-like
Exons: 3
Coding region: 125-4351 (1408 amino acids)
Biological process (GO): defense response to other organism
Molecular function (GO): ADP binding
Source: RefSeq, a predicted model, not a curated record
GAGGCGUGGACAAGUAUGUGAGUUUGCAUCUCAGGCUCAGCUCUGAAAUUUUGUGCAAUUCAGUCCCUUUUCGCUUUAGUUGGCACUCACAAGAAAGCCGCAUAAAUACUGAGAGUUGAGUUCCAUGGCAUUUGAAACUGCACAAAUUUUGAUAAGCAAACUAAAUUUGGUUGCAAGUCAUGAACCUAACUUUCCGGGUUUGAAAACACAUGUCAUUGACUCAAUUGAAGAGCUAAAACAUUUGCAGAAAAUCUUUGAAACGGCAGAUACAAUUGAUAAUGAGUGGGAUGAGCUUCUGAAAAAUAUAUAUUCUUUGGAGGAUGAUAUUGAAAUCCUUUUGGGCAGAAUGAUGGUGCCAAGUCGCAAAGUCAUGAGAAAGAGGCGUACAUCCACCAGUUACUUGAGUGAAGGGUCUUUAAGCAUUAAGAUUGAUCAACUGACAGAGAGCAUAAGGAAUUACUGCAACAAAAUUCAACCAAGUCCAUCAAGUGAUCCUGGAAUUCCAGAAGCAGAUUCUAUUAUUCCACCGACGAAGUCAUCAACCGAGUCUGAAGAUCUGCAAGUCUCAACUGACAAUGAGACUAUUACAUCAAAUGCAUCUAUGAUUGUUUUGCCAGACCUUGAAAAGAAGUUAAGUCAACAAGUACUUAGCCGGAUUACUUCGCAAUAUCUCUUUUUAACUGUUGAUGGGGCAUACCUUGGUAAGGCGAUUCUUCUGUGGACAGUCUAUAGUGCAGAUGAUAUCAAAGGGCAUUUCCAGUGUCGUGCUUGGGUUCGUGUUUCUGAAGAGCGUGGACAAAGAGAUAUCUCACUUGACAUUCUAAAACAGAUUAGUGGUGGCAAAGAGGAAGAGAGGCUACCCCUUCAGUCACCGCAGCGGAGCCUCCACGAUUUCUUAGUUUCAAAGAGGUAUUUGAUAGUUUUAUAUGGCGUCCACACAGCUGAGUUUUGGGAUAGUAUCAAACCAGCCUUCCCAUACUCAUUGAAUGGGAGCAAGGUGAUUACUGUUGUUCAGAAUGAGAAUGUUGCAAGGCAAAUUAGUUCAUGGAUUGGUCAGAGAGACAAUUUCUCUGGGAAAUUAUUAGAUCGAUGGCCUCAAUCUUCUACUUAUUUGGAGGACGAAUACGGCAUUACUGGUGUGAAGGCUGCAAUUGACAAGCUAACACAAUCAAUUCUAAACCCGCACAUUUUGCUUUUCCUCAUUUCAAUCAAGGGUACGGCAGGCUCGGGCAAGACAACCUUGUUAUGGCCAAUCUACAACGGAAAAGACGUUAAACGGCACUUUCAAUGUCGUGCUUGGGUUGAUGUUCCACAGGAGUAUCAUGAAAUAAAUGUUCUAACCGACAUAUUUGAGCAAGUCACUAAUGCCAAGUUGAAAGAAGAGCCAACUGUUGAGUUACUACGAAAACGACUUCACAAUUUCUUAGCUAAAAAGAGGUACCUUGUGGUUUUAUGUGACAUAUGGACAAGUAAACUUUGGGGCAAACUCAAGCUUUCCCUUCCAAAUUCCUUGAAUGGUAGCCGGGUGAUUUUUAUUCUAACCGGAGGUGAAGCUAACUCUGAAAUGGUGAGAAAGUCCCCCGACUUAAAAGAUGUGCGAGAAGUUUUUUCAGAUCAAACGGUUGUAGAGCACCACAGUAGACUCUCUGAUGGUGAGGACGAAGAGUCGAGCAUUGUUGGUUUCAUUGAUAAAGAAAGGGAGUUAGAAGGACUAACACUCAACAGCCACAAGUUGCAUUUUCUAAUUUCAGUGUUAGGGGUGGUAGGUUCAGGCAAAUCAACUCUUGUCUGGACGAUCUAUAACAGUGUAGCAAGUAAGAGGCACUUCAAAUGUCGAGCUUGGGUUAAUGUGCCUCGGCAGUUGGAUGAAUUCAAUGAGAAACAGCUAUUAGUUGAUUUAUUGGGACAGCUUAGAAAUGCCAAGCAAAAGGAGAGCUUGACACCGGAGCAGUUGAGGGAAAGGCUUCAUCUUUUCUUAACCUGGAAGAGAUUCUUGAUAGUUUUGGAUGAUGUUCCUACACUGGAAGUUUGGGAGAGACUAAAUCGUUUCUUUCCAAAUUUAUCAAAUGGAAGCAGGGUGAUAAUCACUACUCGGAAUGUGUAUCUAGCAUACCAUAUCAAUCCAGAGGUUGUAGUUCUGCAGCUACGAUCUCUAACUGAUGAUGAAAGCUGGGAAUUGUUCUUGAAGAAGGUACAAGCUGCAAAGAAAAUGGAGAAAGAUGAAAAUGAUUCACAGCUAAUUGCUUUAAAGGAGAAGAUCUUGCAAAGAUGUCAUGGCCUACCUCUUCUAAUCGUCCUGCUUGGAGGUUUGUUAUCUAGGAAGGACUAUGACGAAUGGUCAAGUGUGAUAGAUCGUUCCAUUCAUAAAAUGGGAAAGAAAAAGAAGGUAACCACUGAAGAUCGAAUGAUCCCCUCUGAUAAAUCAGCUUCCUCAAAUGCCAUGCAAAAGAAUGAGAGGACAGCAACAGUGAUGGAGCUUCAAAAUGAACAAAAGGAGAAAUUGCAUACUGAGGCAACAUCUGGUGAAGAUCAGUCAAAAUCCUCCGACAAAUUGUCCGUUCAUAAAAUGGACAAGAAAAAGAAGGUAAGCACUGAAGAUCAAAUGAACCCCUCCGACAAAUCAGCUUCCUCAAAUGCCAAGGAAAAGAAUGAGAAGAAAGCAUUAGUGAUGGAACCUAAAACAGCUUGUAGAGAUGAAAAAGAUUUUCCAAAUCUGUUCAAGCAAACAGAAGAAAAGAGGAAAUUGCAGACUGAGGCAACUUCUGGUGAAGAUGAUUCAAACUCCUCAGACAAAUUGUUAGUUUCAGCUGAAAUGCUUCUCUCAGAUAUUAUGGCUUUAGCCUAUCAGGAUUUAGACCCGGCUGUGAGGUGCUGUCUUCUUUACUUGGGUCUUUUUCCCAAGUCAUAUGAGAUUCCUCUUAGAAGGUUGUGUCACUUGUGGCUUGCUGAGGGGUUUGUGCAAACAAUAGAUCAAGUGAAAACACCUGAAAAGCUAGUGGAAGAAUAUUAUGAAGAGCUCAAGUGUAGAAACAUGAUUGAGGUUACAAAGCUAAAAUUAAAUGGACGCCCCAAGUCGUGCCGCGUGCCAAAUACCAUAUAUGACAUCCUCUUCCUAGAUACAGAGAAAGUUGGGGUUUUUCACUUCUCCAACAUUUCAGGUAUAUGUGGAUCACCGUGGUUUAACAUCCGGCGGCUUUCAGAAAACUCGGGUAUUCCCUCUAAGCCCGAACACAUAGAAAAACGAUUUGAACGACUGCGUUCUUAUAUUUCUUUCUACGGAAAAAGAGGAGAUGCACCUACAUAUGGAGUAAAGGAACUUCUAAGCAAGGUUGUUGAAAAAGGCUUUCGAAUGCUUGUAGUGCUUGAUCUAGAAGGUGUUUACAAACCAGUGCUUUCUGAUACACUGGGCAAUCUGCCUUACAUAAAGUAUUUGGGCUUGAGGCGAACACUUUUGGAUGAUGUCCCACAAUCAGUUGGUGACCUGCGUCACCUGGAGACGUUAGACAUAAAGCACACUUUCAUAACCAAGUUGCCUAGUACCAUCUGGGAGGCAAAGAAACUUCAGCAUUUGUACAUGAGUGAUAUUGAUGUUGAUUUGCUUACUCUGAAGCCAUCAGCUAGUGGUUCAUUGAACAAUCUGAAGAUCCUGUGGGGGUUGGUGAUUAAAAGCGGGAGUCCUGAAAAAAAUUGGAUGACAAGUUUGGUUGAUCUGAGGAAAUUGAAAAUAACUUGCAACGAAGCAACGAAUGAAGUCACAGGUUCCUGGAUCACUCGAAUGGACAAACUUCAGUCCUUGAAAUUGAGAUUAUUAGAUAAAUUCAAUAAACCUUUAGACCUGAGAGUGGAGGACAUGCAGAAAUGGAAGCAGAUGAGCCUAUCGCAGCUGUAUUUGCUUGGAAAAAUUCCAGAUCAAGUUGAUACCUUUGAUUUUCCUGAAAAUCUUGAAGUUCUAACACUGUCAAUGACACAUCUGUCAAAAGAUCCAAUGAAAAAGCUUGGGGAGCUGAAACAACUGAAGGUCCUUAGGCUUUAUGCUCAAUCCUUCUUGGGGAGAGAGAUGACUUGUGAUCGCGGCGGAUUUCCGCAGCUAAAGGUCUUGAAAUUGUGGAUGCUCUAUAAAUUGAACUGCUGGACUGUGGAACAAGGAGCCAUGCCAAUGUUAAGAGAAGUGGAGAUCAGAGGCUGCAAAAAUCUUAAAAAGCAUGAUGGUUUGGAAAAACUAGAAGCCUUGAAGGAAUUGACCCUUACAAAUAUGGCAGAAGACUUUGUAGCAAAUGUGGAAAGGAGCAUGGAUAGCAGCAAUGUAGCAAUCACGAAUAACUUCUACUUUUCUCCUUCAUGGGAACAAUAAAUUUUGAAGGGGAGAGAAUGGUUCAGGUCCCUAACAACUGAUAACAAGGCCAUGGCAUCUUCCUGAGAUAAUGGCCUCCCUUAUUUCUUCCCC